Molecule: messenger RNA, 1341 nt
Organism: Pyrus x bretschneideri (Chinese white pear)
Lineage: Eukaryota; Viridiplantae; Streptophyta; Magnoliopsida; Rosales; Rosaceae
Product: ylmG homolog protein 1-2, chloroplastic-like
Exons: 2
Coding region: 100-765 (221 amino acids)
Biological process (GO): chloroplast fission
Cellular component (GO): membrane
Source: RefSeq, a predicted model, not a curated record
CAAAAACAAAGCAGGCGUAUAUACACCAGACAACCGUAGUUCAGUGACUUUGCUUUGCUUCUUUCACCACAACAGAUAAUCCAUCCCCAAAUAAUAGCAAUGGCAUCAGUCAUGGCUUCUCAAGUUAUCUUCUUCCCCACCUCAACCCCCAUCAAACCAAACUCCAAAUUCAAACCCUUCUUCUCUCCCACUCCCACUCUCAAAUUCAAUCCCAAAUCCAAUCCCAACCCAAUCCCCAAACUCUCCCUCAGACCCAUCUGCGCCACUCUCACCACAAACCCCCAAACCCUCACUCCCCAAAACCCAUCUCAGCCCCCGUCGGCCCUAACCCACCUCCCCACUCGCACCAUCACCACCCUCUUCGCCCUAACAGUAGCCGCCGUCCGCAGCCUCUCAAUUUCUCUCGUCAAGUUCGGUUCCCAAUUCGGACCCUCCAUCGGAUCCGCCGCCGGACCCCUCUUCUUUGCGGCGCUCAGGGACCGCCCGAGUGGUAAUUUGAAUACCCCUUUGACGGUUGUCGCUGCCGGACUCUCCAAAUGGCUCGACAUCUACAGUGGGGUUUUGAUGGUUAGGGUUUUGCUCAGCUGGUUCCCCAAUAUUCCUUGGGACCGUCAGCCACUUUCGGCGAUUCGGGACCUCUGCGAUCCUUAUUUGAACCUCUUUCGCAAUAUAAUUCCGCCGAUUUUUGAUACCUUGGAUGUUAGCCCCCUCUUGGCCUUCGCAGUUUUGGGAACGCUCGGGUCAAUUCUCAACAACAGUAGAUGAAGUUAUUGAUUCCAAGAGGAAAAUUGGCGGGUUUUGUUGGUGAAUCAGCGGUUUUAAUCAAUUGGGAGUGUUGUGUUAAAGUUAUCGGCAUUCAUAGACCUUUUUCCUUCAACUCCUCCGCUCGGCUGAUAGUCCAAUUCAUAUCAAGGGAACUAUUCAAUGUUUAUGUUGAUGAUAUGUUCAGGUGGCCUUAUCGAUGUUGAGGCAGCAUCCGUCACACCUCCGUGGUGCAUCUGAUGAUCGGUAGAGACGUGCCCGAGAGAUGAAUCUUUUAAUUUGGGUUUUAUGCAGCAAUGAAUGGUUUAGUUCAUGUCUGAGUGCAGAAGCAUGAUGUGGAUGUUACAACCACCUUCUCAUAGAGAUUGUCCAAAAUUUAGAUGUUGAAGCAUUGUUGUUUCUCAAAUGAUGGUGAUUUAUGUUGCUUGUACUAAAAGGAAGCCUCUGCUGUAGACCUGUAAAUGGGUUGGGUUUACUGGGUUUUGGGUUUAACUUGAUCCGUUAAUCUAACGGGUCAUCCGAACCCAACUCGUUAAGCUAACGGGUCAUCUAUUUCAUCCGUUAACAAUUUUUUUUCUU